AUGAAUGUAAUAAAGGAGAUUCAAGAAAGUUAAAUAAUAGAUAUUCUUAUAUUAUCUUCUGCCUUGUGUUACACCUUAAAUCAUUCAAACUAAAACAAAUUCAUAAGCCCGUCUUUACUUAAGUAGAUUUACAAAAAUCUACAUUGCUUUAUGAUGAAAUCUAAUAGAUAGGAUUUAAUUAAAUUAUUUUUUACGUUAGUUUACUUAAAUGAGGUAAAAAUUUUUAUAGAAUUUUAUUUCAACUACCUAUUAAAUCCUAUUUUAUUUACUUUCUGCUAAGUAUUAAAGUAUUUAAGAAGUAAAAGAGUAUUAGAGGUGAGUAAGAAAGAAAUACUCAAAGAAAAAAGAGAAAGAUAAUUUAUUAUUUUCUUUGUAUACUUUUGA
Messenger RNA from Tetrahymena thermophila SB210, 384 nucleotides. RefSeq lists its product as hypothetical. The record is from RefSeq and is a predicted model, not a curated record. The transcript has a single exon. Lineage: Eukaryota; Ciliophora; Oligohymenophorea; Hymenostomatida; Tetrahymenidae.